AAUAUCCUUGACUGUGAAGACAACGGACUGCGAUAGUAGUAGUAGUAGUGAGAGUUAUUAUUGUUUACACAGCACACUGCGGGUAUAGUGCGUGAAUGGAAGCCAUCUGGGAGCGAAUUGUUUUAGUAUCGUGCCUGUGUCGUGUCAGCUAAAUAAUUUUUUUAUAUCUUUUGACAGAGGUCUGUGCCCUUUUUCAGCAACCACUGUGUGUCAUCGAGUGUAGGAAAAUUAAAAUACAAAAAACGAUUUCAAGCGCGCGUGUGUGUGUGUGUGUUAGUGGUUGUCUAAAGGAGAAAAAUUAGUGUACAAUUUCGUGUGUGGCAUAAUCAUCUUUUGAAGCCUUUGUGUCUCGUUUUCGUCAUCGUCGCAGCGUAUAGUGGAGUAGAAAGUCAUCAAUAGUGUAUCAAUAUUAGCGAAACGUCAAAAAACAGAUCAGUUGUGCCGAUGGCACUACUGUAAACAAACACCAAGCAACCCAGUAUCUGAAGGGAAUUUCAUUAGCAACGCUGUCUAAAAUGGUGUAGCAAAGUGAAGUUUGCCAGUAAGUAGUUGGUGCGGUAGGUGUGAUACGUACAUUCCACGAGCACCUCUCGUUUUGCUCGCAUCUCGGUUCCUGUAGAAACAUACGACGAGGCUACCAUCAAGCAAAGAACCGAGCGUCAACUGUGUCUGGUUGCUGCGUGUGAAGUGAAGAAAUUUGGAGAAGAUACGAAAAGAAAUCCCUCAAACCGUACUCGUGGAGACGACCCAGUCUUUCCCCGCUAGAAUUCACCGGCAGCAAUGAUGAAUCCAAACCAUUCCGGUGCAUCACGGCGCCCGUACUCACGCGGGGCCGUGCCGCGCAACCGUUCACGGAUGCCGUUCUCACCGCACCAUACGCAUCAUUCGAACCGGAACCAUGGUGGACACAACCAGCCAUGGUACAAUAAGGAUAUGGAGAAUAGCUUUAACUAUGGUGAUAAUGGAAGUAGUCCCAAAGAAUCAUCCUUCACCUACACGUCCAAGUCCCCGCCGGUGCAGUUGCAUUCCCCUCCUGUAGCGGGCCGCCAAACGGCGGCAGCCAUACUCAUGCCUUACGGUGCUGCUGACGAUGGUAGUAUUAAUAAUAGAUCUCAACAAAUUCUUAGAGCCGGCCCGAGCCACAUUGACCGACACCGGAUCAAUAUGGGCGGUAAUAGUAUGCAGGAUCGCAACCGGCACACGAUGAGUGCCUCCACGAUCGAUCGCCAUUCGAAUCAUUUCGAGGGACCAUCGAAUUCAACGCGCGGUUCGGAUCUGCACGGUGGUGACGCACGUUCGGUACUGUCGAUGGACUCGAUGCGUAACAGCCGCGAUAACAAUGGCGGUGGUGGUGCCCGGGAGCGGUACAGUCCGCAUUAUCACACCGGCGGUGGAAACGGAUCCGGUCCGGCAGGCGGCGGAAAUGGCAACCAAUCGUCCUCGCCCCCGUACUGCCCGGUGGAUGGGAUCGGUGGGAAUGGUGGCAUCAAAUCGGACAGUCCGUCCCGCAAGCGGCGCCGUGUUUCGUCCCGGCUACCGAGCCAGUCACCGCCCGCCGCCAUCUGGGAGCAUCGACGCUCACCGCGCAAUGGUGGCGGUGGCGGCGGCAUGAUGUCGCUGAUGGGAACGAGCGGUGGUAAUGGCGGUGUGAAUGGUGGUGGCAAUGGUAACAAUGGUGGCAUGGGUAACCAUGUGAUGAACGGGCAUCAUAACCUGUCAUUGCAACAGCAGCAGCAGCAGCAGCAGCAGCAGCAGCAGCAGCAACCACAAUCAUCGCAGGUCUCGCAGCAACAGCAGCAGGUUCAUCCACCACCGCUACUCCAUCGGGACCAUCCCCAGCAGCAGCAUCAUCAUCACCAAUUACACCAUCAUCACCAUCUCUCGCAGCAGCAGCAGCAGCAGCAGCAUCAACAGCAGCAGCAGCAACAACAACAACAGUCACACCACCACUCGAACGGUGGUGGAUCUCAUUUGCAUCCGGGUACGGGCGGUAAUCUGGCUGCUGCCAUUAUUUCGCAGCUUCAAACGCACGCCCACCACCCGCAGGGCAGCCCACCAUUACGGCGGCCACGCUUUCACCGUGAGCAGCAGCAGCAGCAACAGCAGCCCCAGCAACAGCAGCAGCAACAGCAACCACCGCAACAACAGCGUCCCUGGGAAUCGCUGACGCAGGUAUUCCAGCAGGCACCGGCGGCACAGGCACAGCACCAGCAUCCGGCUUCGUCACUGAUGGUCGAUAUCAAUCAGGUGCCGGUUAGCUUACCGCUUGGUCACCACCAUGAGCAGCUGUGGACGUAUUCGGCGGGUCCACACAUUUCGAUCUGCUCCGGACAUCCAGCUGCACCGCAUUUGCCACCGUGUCAGGUUCAUGGAGUGUACCCGCAGCCUUUCGCCCAAACGUGUGGUAUCGGAGGCCACUUUGGUAGCUAUGCAUCUUCGGCAGGACCGGCACUAGCCGUUCCACAUCCAGCACCGCAUCAAGCGCACUAUCAGCAUCCACAUCUGGCGCAACAGCGUACUGAUGGUCUUUCGCUGGACGGGUUGGAGCAUGCGGGUGCAUCACCGUUGCACCUGUCGCCGCUUACAACACACGCGCACCAUCUGCACGGUGCAACACCGCAGAUGACGCAACUGACCGCGGCGGCCCAACCGAUCUACAUCUCCACCGAGGUAAGUGCCGUGGGUAGUGAGGUGCCCCGUACGGGCGUCACACCCGCUGGAACACUGAUCCCACUGAUCGCGAACGUCCCGCAGGGUCGCAACUAUGAGAUACUGCACCGGACGGUUCGCCGGGCGAUCACGGCACCGCGGCGCAACUUUGCCCGCUUCCACUGGCCCGGUCCACCGCCGCCGCCUCCGCCGCCACCACCACCGGCCCAUCACCAGCACCAUCAUCCGGGCCACCAUCCGACGCAUCAUCAUCGGGCACAUGCUGCACCACCGCCGGCAGCACUGCAGGCCCAUCCACAGCCGCUCGGCCAUCCGCAGCCGGCCCACGUCACGCUGUCUGCCACGACGUCCGCCUAUUCGGGCAUUUUGCUGAACUUCCUACCCGUCCGAUGUCCUUUCAGAGCGAUGUUCCCGUUGUCCACGUACGGUCCGCCGGAUCUCAACUCACCGGAUUCGAACGAAACGGAAAACUACGAAGCCCUGCUAAGCUUGGCCGAACGGCUUGGGGAGGCAAAACCACGUGGUCUGGCACGGCCCGAGAUCGAUCAGCUGCCGAGCUACAAGUUUAACGCGGAAACUCACACUGGCGAUCAAACAUCGUGCGUGGUUUGUAUGUGUGACUUCGAGGCCCGUCAAAUCCUGCGAGUUUUGCCAUGUUCGCAUGAGUUCCAUGCUAAGUGUGUUGAUAAGUGGCUACGGUCCAAUCGUACAUGUCCAAUUUGCCGUGGCAACGCAUCGGAGUACUUCGAAAGCAGCGAGGAGCAGUAGUCGUGUUCUAUGCAAAAACCGCAAACCCUAACCGAAAAUCAAUGUCCUGGAUUAUCACAAUUCUCGGUAUGUUGUCGUGCGAUAGACGCAGAUGCACAUUCGCGGUAAAUUUGUCAGGGAAUGACACAUUUUGCAAUAAUCCUCCAAUCAGAGUCUCAGUAAAACAUUCUGCCUCAUCGGAAAGAUUGAAGAUUGUUCGUGAAAUCCAAAGUUUUAUUUUGUUUAAUAGGAGCUACAUACAACAUGCAAUCGUUCGAACACGCCAAGGAGGAUGUUGUGCCGUUUUACGCUUUAAUUGUAUACGUUUCCUUCACGCAAAAUCGUUCCCUCCGGCCCCAGCCAGUAGCGAGUAAGAAAAACAUGUGGGCAGCUCUUAACUCAUAAUCGUCUAUUAGUUAGUUACAUGCAAAACAAAGAAACUGAAUAUUUUCCUAACAAGUGAUUUUUUUUUCUUCAAAAGGGCUAACAAGAGGAAAGCGUAUGUUUAAAUUUUGAGGAAAACUCAGUUAGCAAGAACUUGAAUUAACGUUACGCUUAAUCGUAAGUUGAAGCACCCAUAAUAGCUGCUUUCCAUUUUCUAUUCGCAAUGUUAUGGUUACUUUUUUGUCGUCAGGAACGAAGGAGGUUUUUCUGCUGGGGGACCGUUUUGAAAUGCUUUUUUUAUUUUCUUGCUAGCGGAAACUAUAUAAAUGAAAUAUAUCAUAAUCUACAAAACCCACGUUUAUCACAAAGAUAAUUAAAAACGAUAGAAAACGAAAUGCUAAUGCAAGAGCCAUUUCGCAAACCACCCAAGAGCAAUAAUUCGAAAACAACAAACACAGCAACCAGCUCAGUCAACGUAUACAACAAAAGAAAAUGUUUUCAUAGGCCAUAAUAUAAGUAGCGAAUGGAAGCGAACUAAUACUGCUAACUAUGUAUAGCAUUAGAACAAAUAUAAAGGGGAAAAACAAUUGAACACAAAAGCAAAAAAAAAACCAAGCCACGUAACAGAAAAGGAAACGACACCCACACACACACGCGCGCGCAUUUUUA
Molecule: messenger RNA, 4470 nt
Organism: Anopheles moucheti
Lineage: Eukaryota; Metazoa; Arthropoda; Insecta; Diptera; Culicidae
Gene: mura
Exons: 8
Coding region: 781-3438 (885 amino acids)
Source: RefSeq, a predicted model, not a curated record